UUUCUCUUCGGGCCCCGUCUCGAUUUAUUAUUGCGCAUCACGCAGCCUCCCCCUCCUGGCGCUUUCCCGCGCGAAAAGGGGUGGGGCGGCGCCCUUAAAGCCGAAAAGAGGGAGAAAAGCCGGAGCGUCUGCAGUUUGGACGCCUGCGCGCGCCUGCUCUUUGCCGCGGUGCACGCCGGGAUACGGAGCCGCGCUCUGUAAGGCCAGGCUGGAGGAGUCAAGAUGGACGCAGGCUUCUUCCGCGGUACAAGUGCAGAACAGGAUAAUCGCUUCAGCAACAAACAGAAGAAGCUGCUAAAGCAACUGAAAUUUGCAGAAUGCCUUGAAAAGAAAGUUGACAUGAGCAAGGUAAACCUGGAAGUAAUCAAGCCAUGGAUAACAAAGAGAGUAACAGAAAUCCUUGGAUUUGAAGAUGAUGUAGUAAUUGAAUUUAUAUUCAAUCAGCUGGAAGUGAAGAAUCCUGAUUCCAAAAUGAUGCAAAUCAACUUGACUGGAUUUUUGAAUGGGAAAAACGCGCGAGAAUUCAUGGGAGAACUAUGGCCGCUGCUGUUAAGUGCUCAAGAAAACAUUGCUGGUAUUCCAUCUGCUUUUUUGGAGCUGAAGAAAGAAGAAAUAAAACAAAGACAGAUUGAACAGGAAAAAUUGGCUUCAAUGAAGAAACAAGAUGAAGACAAGGAUAAGCGAGACAAAGAAGAUAAAGAGAACAGAGAAAAGCGGGACCGCUCUCGGAGUCCCAGAAGACGCAAAUCAAGAUCUCCUUCCCCUAGAAGACGUUCAUCUCCUGUUAGGAAAGAGAGGAAACAUAGCCAUUCUCGAUCACCCCACCACACAGCCAAAAGUCGCAGUGUUACACCUCCACCAGUAAAAAAAGAAGAGACACCUGAACCAGAACCUUCCAUGAAAGUAAAAGAAACAUUGAUCCAGGAGGCCACAUCUACCAGUGAUAUCUUGAAAGUCCCUAAAAUUGACCCUAUGCCAGAUACUAAGGAAAUAUCUCCAGAAAGAGUUUCCAAAAAAGAAAGGGAAAAAGAAAAAGAGAAGGCUCGUCCAAGAUCUCCAUCUCGAUCUAGGUCAAGAUCAAAGUCUCGAUCACGUUCCCCAUCUCAUUCAAGACCAAGAAGACGUCAUAGAUCACGAUCUAGGUCUUAUUCACCAAGGAGGCGGCCUAGCCCAAGGAGGCGCCCAUCUCCUCGGAGAAGAACCCCACCAAGACGUAUUCCACCUCCACCUAGGCAUAGAAGAAGCAGAUCUCCUGUGAGGCGGAGGAGAAGAUCAUCAGCAUCAUUAUCAGGAAGUAGUUCAUCCUCAUCGUCUUCACGUUCUCGAUCACCACCAAAGAAACCGCCUAAGAGAGUGGUCUCCAGCCCUCCUCGGAAAACAAGAAGGCUUUCUCCUUCUGCAAGCCCCCCAAGACGAAGACACCGACCAUCCCCACCUCCAAGUCCUCCCCCCAAACCCCGCAGGUCACCAACACCACAGCAGUCUAAUCGUACAAGAAAAGCCCGUAGUUCUGUUUCUCCCAAUAGGACUUCAGCACCUAAACAUAAAAAUAUUGAAAAAAGAGAAUCUCCCUCACCUGCCCCAAAAACAAGAAAAGUUGAAUUGUCAGAAUCAGAAGAAGACAAAGGUGGUAAAAUGGCAGCUGCAGACUCCGUGCAGCAAAGACGACAGUACAGAAGGCAGAACCAGCAGUCUUCAUCAGAUUCUGGUUCAUCAUCAUCUUCUGAAGAGGAACGACCGAAAAAGUCAAAUGUGAAAAACGGUGAAGUGGGUAGACGACGACGGCAUUCGCAUUCUCGCAGCCCAUCUCCUUCUCCACGAAAGUGGCAAAAAGAAUCUUCUCCUCGGAUGCAGAUGGGAAAGAGGUGGCAGUCACCAAUUGUUAAAAGUAGGAGGAGGCGAAGCCCCUCCCCACCAGCAGCCAGAAGAAGACGGUCUCCUUCUCCUGCCCCCCCUCCAAGACGUCGCAGGUCACCAUCACCCCCACGAAGAAGGUCUCCUUCACCACCCCCUCGCCGGCAUUCUCCCACACCCAGAAGAUACUCUCCUCCCAUCCAGAGGCGGUAUUCUCCUUCUCCUCCUCCAAAGAGACGAACGGCAUCUCCUCCUCCCAAAAGAAGGGCUUCUCCUUCUCCGCAGCCUAAGCUCAGAGUCUCUCGCUCUCCACCACCAAAACAAAGAAGCUCUCCACCCGCAAAAAGACGUUCGCCAUCUGCAUCUUCCAAACACAGGAAAAGCUCCCCUCCAAGCAGGUCCAACCGGGAACCCCGCUCUCCACUGCAGAACAAGCGGCAUUCACCUUCACCACAGCCUAGACCUUCACGGACCUCUGCCAGCCCCCCAUUGUUGCGUAGGGGUCCUUCUUCAUCACCUCCGCGAAGGCAGUCACCAUCUCCAACCUCUAGGCCCAUCAGAAGAGUCUCAAGGACUCCAGAGCCCAAGAAGUCAAAGAAGGCUUCUCCACCAAGUCCCCAGUCUGCAAGAAGGGGUUCUUCAUCUAGGUCAGCUUCAGUGUCCCCUGAACCACCCCCCAAGAAGCAUCCAGCACCUCCCUCUCCUGCUCGAUCAGCAUCUCCUUCUGCUCACUGGUCACCAGUAGCACCUGCAAAGAAGGCUAAAAGUCCAACUCCAAGCCCAUCACCUGUACGAAAUUCUGAUCAGGAAGGAGGUGGUAAAAAGAAGAAGAAAAAGAAGGAUAAGAAGCAUAAAAAGGAUAAGAAGCACAAGAAACACAAAAAGCAUAAGAAAGAAAAGGCUGCUGUAGCUGCUGCUAUGGCUGCUUUUACAACACCUGCAGAGGAAGAUCAAGAAAAAAAUGUAGAACCCAAAAAGGAGACUGAGAGUGAAGCAGAAGAUAACCUGGAUGACUUGGAAAAACACCUGCGCGAGAAAGCUCUGAGGUCGAUGAGGAAGGCGCAGGUAUCUCCACCAUCUUAGGAUGAAGCAGCAUUUGAUUUCAUGUAAAUUUUAUUUGGUUUAUACUCAAGAUUUCAAUUUCAAAUUGCUAAAAUGUGUUUGAGCUUUAGACUUUAACAUUGGUUGUAAUAAUUGCUAGGUUAAAGUUCACCAUGUUUAUU
Thamnophis sirtalis is the source of this 3077-nucleotide messenger RNA. It is a transcript of the gene SRRM1, whose product is annotated as serine and arginine repetitive matrix 1. Gene Ontology annotation, biological process: regulation of mRNA splicing, via spliceosome. Gene Ontology annotation, molecular function: RNA binding. The record is from RefSeq and is a predicted model, not a curated record. NCBI's taxonomy places the organism in Eukaryota, Metazoa, Chordata, Lepidosauria, Squamata, Natricidae. Gene Ontology annotation, cellular component: spliceosomal complex.